Messenger RNA from Mus musculus (house mouse), 5742 nucleotides. RefSeq names its product RNA binding motif protein 41 (gene Rbm41). Gene Ontology annotation, molecular function: RNA binding; nucleic acid binding. The coding region runs from base 848 to 1534 and encodes 228 amino acids. NCBI's taxonomy places the organism in Eukaryota, Metazoa, Chordata, Mammalia, Rodentia, Muridae. The transcript has 4 exons. The record is from RefSeq and is a predicted model, not a curated record.
UGUUAGAUUUAGGACUGUAAACUAGGGUCCCAGACGUCUAAGUUGAGCACUUAUUUAAUUCCAUAGUCACUUUAUGACAAUGUUUAUAGAAAAUAAUUCAGAGAGAACAUACUGUCCUGAUAUGAAAUAUUAAAGAGAGGAGUUAGUCAAAGUUGUCAAGAUUUUACAUUUAGUUUUGUUUUGACUUCUAUAGCUUUAUUGUACCAAACAUUAUUGACCUGGCUGGUUUUUAGAUCCCAUUGCACAAAUAAUUUCGAAUAUCAUUAAUCAAUAAUUAAUGAUGGUAAUAAUUAUAUCAUAAGUAGAAUUUUAUUUUGAAAUGAACUUACAGUAAAAUUGCAUGGGGCCUUCUUUUGGUGUACAGUUCUGUGAAUUGUAAAUCAUGUAGAUUUCAUGUCUCCACCACCACAGUCAAGAGGGGGAGCAGCCCCAUUCCUCACACUCUCCUCACACUCUCCCUGUUACAAUCACCCCCAUUGCUCGCCCCGAGUCCCCGGCUCUCACUUCUCUCCAUUACUUCUGCUUUACCUUUUAGAGACUCAUCUAAAUGGGAUCGUGCAGUGUAUAACAUUUCGAGGCUGGUUUCUUUCACUCAGCAGAAUGCUUUUGAGACUCAUCCAAGUUGUUGUUUAUAGCACUAACGCAUUCAUUUUGUUGUGGAGUCCCAUUUCAUCGUGUGAAGUGGCUUUGGGUUUUCCAGGUUAGGGUCUUUAUGAAUGAUAUUGAUAUUAACAUUCUUGUGCAGGUUUUUGUGUGAACAUAAGUUUUUAUUUCUCUAAGGUAAAUAUCUAGAAGUGGGAUUACUGGGUCAUAUGAUGAACCCCCAAAGAAGAACAAAGGUGACCCCAUGAACAACCUGGAACAUUUUUACCGCGAGACUAUAAUGAAAAAGCGUCUUGAAGAGUUCCAACUUUUGAGAGGUGAAUCCUUUGCUUGCCACUCACUGGUCUCAGCUGCAUCCGUGAGUGGUAGUGGCACAGCUGAGAAGCCAUCACUCCUCCAGGACAAGGGAAAACAGGCAGCACAGGGUAAAGGCCCCAGGCUCCAUGUGGCAAAGCUUAUUGAUUUUCCAACUGAGCAAUAUUGGACUGGGCCUAAGACGCUGAAGCAACCAAUAGAAUUUAUCCCAGAAGAUGAGAUCCAGAGAAAUCGUUUGUCAGAGGAGGAGAUCCGAAACAUUCCUAUGUUUUCUUCAUAUAAUCCAGGGGAACCAAACAAGGUGCUAUAUCUGAAGAACCUUAGUCCUCGGGUGAAAGAAAGAGACCUUAUCUCAUUAUUCGCUCGAUUCCAGGAGAAGAAAGGACCACCCAUUCAGUUCCGAAUGAUGACUGGACGCAUGAGGGGGCAAGCUUUCCUCACCUUUCCCAAUAAAGACAUAGCAUGGCAAGCACUGCACCAAAUUAAUGGAUAUAAACUCUAUGGGAAAAUAUUGGUGAUAGAGUUUGCAAAGAGCAAAAAGCAACAGUCAGCUGUUCAGCGCUCUUCCCUUAUAACAUCUGCUCCUGAUGGCAGAACAGAAAUCAAUGGCAGCUAGGAAUUCGUAUCUACACACAUGUACAUGCACAUUUGGAUAUAUGUAUGUAAAUGAAUAUUCAGAUGAUUUUUCUUUUCUCAUUUCUUAGAUCAAGAAUAUGUAAAUUCAUAAAAAUUUGUUGAAAAUUGAAGAGGAAAUAUAAGAAAGAAAUUAGGACAGUUGCUCUCAGCAUUUGGAGAGAAUUGAUAAAAGUAUUUUCUUUUUUUAAGAUAUAUUUAUUUAUUUUAUGUAUGUGAGUACAGUGUAGCUGUCUUCAGACACACCAGAAGAGGGCAUUUGAUCCCAGUAUAGAUGGUUGUGAACCACCAUGUGAUUGCUGGGAAUUGAACUCAGGACCUCUGGAAGAGCAGUCAGUGCUCUUAACCUCUGAGUCAUCUCUCCACCCUAAAAAGUAUUUUCUAUAAUUAAAUACUGUAUAGUAUUGAAAAAGAUUGUAUAAAAUUGACAAUAUCCUGGGUGUUAAAGAUAAUAAUGAAACACUAUAUAUGGCAGAAAAUACCCUGAGGGGUAAGACCAUGUGAAAACCUUUAAUUCUCAGGAUACAUUACAUAGGACUGUUCCUAAAGAUCCCAAAAAUCCUUUAAUAAUUUUGUAGUCUUCAGUGUUUAGUCCUAGAGAUAAGACUUUUUCUAGGAGUGUUUCCUGUAUACGAAGUUUUAAAACUAACCCAGUGUUAAAAUAUUUCUUUACUGAACUCAAACUGUGUUUUGUCAGAACCUUCAACAGUUUCAGUAGGUAGAUUCAUAAGUUUAUUAACUUAAUGAUUGCUUCCACACUAAGUUUUCAGAGUCCUCAAAAGCAUAUUUAUUAUUAUGACAUCUUUUAAACCAAAAUAUUGGUAGUCUAUGAUACUAUUGCAUUCAAAACAAUAUCCAUUAAACAUGGAGUAUCUGUCUAAUGUAUGAACUUUCAAGACAAAUGAACUAGCAUCUAUAUUAAAGGGACAGGAAAGAAAGUUCUUUAGAGGAAAGGCAGCCUGCCUCAAAUUCCCUAGUGAUUCGUUUAUAGUUGUUGAAGAAGAAGAAGAACCUAAAUGGUUUAGACGGUAGAACCAGCUUUGGAGUCAGACCUGUGACCCUCAAAGUCACCCAUGUUUACCAUCCUGAGCUUAGAAAGUCACUCACUCUGAGCCUCAUUUAUCUCAUCUAUAAAAAGUAACAUUGCUUCUGACCUCCCUGAGUAAGGGUUAAAUGAGAUUAUAAUAUCCAAGGUAUUAUAUUAUAUUAUAUUAUAUUAUAACAAGGGGAAAAAUGAACUUUAGGGUACUCCACUAAGUACAUCAAACAACAUAUAAUAAGAAUUUCAUUCAAAAGCGAGAAAGAAGCAUAAAAUACUACAAAAGGUCGAGUGAAAUGGCUCAGUGAGUAAAGGCAUUUGCCACCAAACAGGAAGACCUGAGUUCAAACCCUCAGACCUGCCAAUAAUAGGACAAAAAGGCUGGGAAAUAAUGCUAUAGUUUCUUUAAAAAUCCUGUAAAUCCAUAGGAACAAAUAAAACAAAAGGGAAAUAAGGUGGCUAAAUUUUACUAGGCUGUAAACCUAAUUCUGCUUCCUAGAAGUAACAGAAUUAUAUUGGUAGUUGUACUGUUCUGUUAGCCCUACAGUGUGUUGAAAGAGUUCGCAUGGCUGAGGAAAGGGAAACAAAAAUGCUAGAGAUAAAGAUCCACUUUGUGUUUAAAAGGUUGGUGUUUUAAGAUGUGAGAAUUUUAAUCACAUAUUUUCAUAACUACAGAGCCCUCAAAUAACCUGAAACAAGGUAGCAAACAAAGUAAAGAAUGAAAGGAGAAACAGGCACAUCUCCAAACUGGUGGGUACUCAGUGUCUCCUUCCUAAUACAAGUACUGCUGCACAGUUGAUAAACAAGGAAGUAGCCAGUUUCAGCACUGGAUGCUGGAUAGAUCUGAAAGACAGCUCUAGAAUAUAGCUCUACUAGAAUAUAUAUAUUUUAUCCCAUGUAUAUGAAACAUCUUUAGGCUAGAUCAUGAACUGAACCACAAAACAGGCCUUAAUAAAUACAAAUGGACUAAAGUCUUGUCAAACAUGUUCUCUUCCACAUGGAAGAAGGUUACACAUCAGUACCAAUAAAUCGGGAAACUCACAGAUAAGUGAAAAUUAGUGAUAACUUAAAGACCAAGUCGGUCAAUAAAGAAGCGGGAGAGAUGGCUCAGUGCAUAAGAGUACUUACUGCUCUUGCAGAGGACCUGAGUUUGAUCCUCAGCAUCCACACUGAUGGUUCCCAGCUACCUUUGUCUAUAUAUGGGAUAUGCUUAGAGAUAAGCCUAUUCAAUGAGAAGAAAGACCGUGUAACAGUAAUUCACUUCAUAUCUUAAGCCAUAGGAAAAUAAUAGCAAACUACACCUAGAACAAACAAAAAGGGGAAAACAUGCAAAAUGCCUGAGAAUAGAGUACAAGAGAGAAAAUGCAAGGAAUCCAAGCGAGAAACUGGCAAGCCUUUUGCUACAUACAGCAGGAAGAGGUAGAAUGUAAUCAUUAGUUUGAGAAAUAAAGGAGGGAAUGUUGCUACUGACCUUUGAAAAAUAGAAGGUGUGUGAGGGAGUACUGUUGUACUCAUGUGUCAAUAGAUUAACCUACUAAAAAUGAACAAAUCCCUAAAAAGAUAAAGUACCAAGAACCAAAUAUAGGAAGCCAGAAUCGACCUACUAACAAAUAGGUUAAAGAAGUCACAAGACAGAUAAGCCACAACAAUACCUAUACUUAAGUUGCUUUAGAUUUGAAAUCUAGAGUUCUACUAAAUGUUUAAUAAAACAGUAAUCCAGUUUCUUCACAUGCUGUUUAUUAAGAAAAUAAGGAAUACUUCUGAGAUAUACCACCACAUGGGAGAACCCUGAGAGUAUGUUCAGGGAAAGAAGCCAGUCACUGGUGAGGACAAAAUGUGCAAUUCCAUAUAUAUGUCAAGUACAGAGUUGGUUUAAAAAGUGCAUAUAUAUGUAGUAAUAAAUGGUAGGCAAGAAAAGCUAGAGUGUUCAUAAAUUACAUCAGUGGUUGUAUAACAAUGAACAUACCAAGUGGGUGAAUGUUGUGGUAUGUGAAUUAAAUCUCAGUGAAACUCAAAAACAUAGGAACUUGGACAUUAUCCAAAUGUCCACCUGUCAACAUGAGUGACUUUUAACUGAUGGCACAUCCAUUUAGUUGGGUAUUAUGAAGCCAUUAAAACAGUAGACUAGAUCUAUGAAUAUAUUGUGACCUCUACUCAUAUCCAAGAUUUUAUAUUAAGUUAUAAGCUAAGAUACAUGUAUGUAUGUAUUUAUGUAUGUUUGUAUGUAUGUAUGUAACACAUUUUUAAGCAAAUAGUUCAUGUGUAUAGUUUGUAGAGAUAAUUUCAAAACAAAUAUAGGAAUAAAAUAGGAAAUGUAUAUAACGGGCUGUAAACCUUCUGCAAGUGACUCCGUACAAGCUAAAAACAAAACACCUCCACCUUGGAAACAUUUUUAGGUGGUAUGAUUUGGAGCGAUUUUUACCUUUUUCACUACUUUUUAAUUAAAGUAAUUUUUAAAUAUUCUUACAAACACUUGGCUUCCAAAAUAUUAGUCAGACCUACUCUGAGGGUUUCUGACUUUACUCAGGACAAACUUGUAUUCAUUUGCUAUAUUGCUCACGCGAUUAACACUUCAAUUUCUCCUAGAGUUUAAGGGGUGGGACGUGAAGGAGCCACCCUGGUUACAGCCUCUUGCACAUGUUACCCUGGGCUACACUUCUCAGCCAGGUUUCCCGGAAGGGACUGCUUCCUCUCAGGUGGGCAGCCUUACCUCCUCCUUGCUAGACCUGCAGACCACUUAAAAAUGGAGACAAUCUAAUCGAGGGUACCUUUCAACUGGUGCAGAGAUAGAGAAAUUGGUGUAUCCCGACAGCAAGAUUCUACUCAGCAAUAACAAACUAAGGAACCAUAUAUGCAACAACUUGGAUACAUCUGAAAUGUAUUUUGCUAAGUAGAAGAAGCCAGACUCAAACGGCUGCUUACUGUUAUAUUUCAUUUGUGUUGUUUUCUGGAAAGGAUGAAGCAAUAAGGCAGAAAAAGCAGUAGACACCAAGUAUCGGCACAAGGGAUUUCUUUUUAAUAAUAGGAACUUUCUCUGUGUUAUUUAUAGUUACAAUGUGUAUGUGUUUGUUAAAACUCAGAGAAUUAUGCAACAAAAGAAUGGAUUUUAAUGUGUGAAUUUUUUAACAAUAAAAGUAAUUUUUGAUGAAAUA